CUAUUCUUCUUCGUUUGGAUCAAAAAUCAUAAAAAUCAAACCCACCAUGCGAGGAAAUCAAGUUUCCAGAGAGAGAGAAAACACGAACAUCAUUCAUCACCCUCUACAAAAAAACCCAUGAUCACGACUCCAUUUUCUCUGCAAUUAAUCCUUUAACCUAACCCUACAUUUCGUUUAUUUUUUGUUUUUCCCCUUCCACGAAACCCUCUGUAUCCCUUCGAUUUGUUGAUUUUUUUUUUUUCUAUUUUUCUUUCGGGCGAUCGGAUUGGGAGAGAUGAGUGAGGAGUGUCGGUGCGGUUGAUUAUUCGGUGUUCAGUGUCGCGACGUAAUCGUUGUCGUCUUCUUGUUUUUGUUUUUCUCCCUUUUCUGGGGAGGAUUUUUUUUUUUUUUAAUUUUUUUGUUUUUAUUUAGGGUUUGAGAUUAGAGCUAGCUUUGGAUUUGAGUUCUCCGGAGUUGAAUUGAUGGAGAUGGAGGCUCGCGUCGGGAAUAAGUUCCGGCUUGGUCGAAAGAUUGGCAGCGGCUCCUUUGGAGAGAUCUAUCUUGGUACUAAUAUUCAGACCAAUGAAGAGGUUGCCAUUAAGCUUGUGAGUCUCCGCGCAAAUUUUUCCUGCAAUUUUUGUGGAAUUUAUAUCCAAUUUCAGAGCUAUAUUUGAGUAAUUAAGCAUCUUGUCACGCCUGAGUAAUGCUAAUGUAGUUGAAUCAUAUGCUUAUUGAAGCAUGAAUUGGAUGGAAGUACGUGAACUUGCUUGUGCUUGAUUAUUCAUGUUCUAGGAGGCAGUACUGCUAGGGUAGCUGUAAUUUGAAAGUGUUGAGAGCGGUUUUGAUACCGAAAAUUAGCUACUUGCGUGUCUGGAAAAUGUCAAGACAAAACACCCUCAGUUGCUCUAUGAAUCAAAGCUUUACAGAAUCCUGCAGGGAGGAAGUAAUGGUGUUUGAUUUUCUUUUGUCUAUCUAGUGCAUGGAAUUUCUUCCUGAAGUUCUUUGUUUUUGAGCUUUAUGGCUUUUUAUGAUUGCAACCAUUAACCCCACCUUCCUUCUCUUCUUUCUUGGCAGCUGGAAUUCCAAAUGUGAAAUGGUUUGGAGUUGAGGGUGACUAUAAUGUUCUGGUUAUUGAUUUACUAGGACCCAGUCUUGAAGAUCUAUUUAACUUUUGUAGCAGGAAACUAUCCCUGAAGUCAGUUCUUAUGCUUGCAGAUCAAAUGAUCAAUCGUGUGGAAUUCAUUCAUUCAAAAUCAUUCCUACACCGAGAUAUCAAGCCUGAUAAUUUUCUUAUGGGCCUGGGAAGACGCGCAAAUCAGGUCUAUGUUAUUGACUUUGGCCUGGCUAAGAAAUAUAGAGACACUUCAACUCAUCAACACAUUCCUUACAGGGAAAAUAAGAAUCUAACGGGGACAGCUAGAUAUGCAAGCAUGAACACACAUUUGGGGAUUGAGCAAAGCAGGAGGGAUGAUUUAGAGUCUCUUGGUUAUGUCCUUAUGUACUUCCUUAGAGGAAGUCUUCCUUGGCAGGGACUCAAAGCUGGAAAUAAGAAACAGAAGUAUGAGAAAAUUAGUGAGAAGAAGGUUUCUACUUCAAUUGAGGCCUUGUGUCGAGGUUAUCCAACAGAAUUUGCAUCUUAUUUCCAUUACUGCCGUUCAUUAAGAUUUGAUGAUAAGCCAGAUUAUGCUUAUUUGAAGAGAAUUUUUCGUGACCUCUUCAUUCGUGAAGGCUUCCAGUUCGAUUAUGUUUUUGACUGGACUAUUUUGAAGUAUCAGCAAUCACAGCUGGCUGCUCCUUCAACUCGUGCCCUCGGUCCUGGUGCUGGAACAAGUUCUGCAAUGCCCCCUGCUAUUGCCAAUGCUGACAGACAGACAGCAGCUGGAGAGGAUCCUACUAGGAGGAGGACAUCAGGACCAGCAUUGAGUUCUGGAAUUUUAUCAAAGCAGAAAAGUCCAGUUGCUAAUGAUUCUGCAACAAAUAAGGAUGCUAUGUAUUUUGGGCAGUCUGGUGGGUCCUCUAGACGAGUCUCUGUCCCUGGCAGCCGUGAUGCAUUUGCUGGAAGUGAGUUUGAUCCCCAACGUUCUCGUACAACUGAUGCUAGCCCUGGAGCUGGGCAGAAAGUUUCUAGUCGGCAAAGAGCCUCUCCUGGUGUAAAAAACUAUGAAGCAGCUGUUAAAGGCAUGGAGGGCCUGCACUUAGAAAAUGAUGAAAGAGUUCAUUUUUAGAUGCUGAAUCCUGCAGGGCCACUAUAAGCUAUGAAAUGGUUGAUGUAUUAUUACAUUUAGCAAUCGAACAGAGUCCCCAGGAAUGGAGUUUCAAGGUACUAUGAGCUCACUGUCCUGUGGAUUGGGGCUCAUUCCCCGACCUCAAUGCAUAAAUUUCGGAGAUUGAAAACAUCUGGAGUGUAAUUCAAAAGCAUCAAGGUGUUACCCAAAAAGGGCCAUAUGUGUGCUAUUGUUUUUCUCUUCUAUUCCUCCCUCCCCCCUCCCCUCCCCCUUCGUUUAACUCUUUCAUAUUUGUUGUCUGUUCCAUCUUGUGCGUCUUGGUUGUCUGGGACUCGGAUGUCUACGAAACUCAUGAAGGCCGUGUAAAUUGUUUUACUCUAAUUAUGUGCCUUUCAGCCCCUUUUCUUGCUCUUAACAAUAGUUUUGUAUCAACAAAGGGCACAGAAUGCACAACCGAGAAGUGAGAAAAUUUCUUUUAAUAUUACUGUGAUUCUCUGUUUUGUCGUUGUCUGUAUCUUUUAUAUACAAGUUCAUGGUAAGGCUGCAAAACAGGUGGUUUUUGUCUUUUUGGCCUUUCCCUUCAUAUUAGUUGAUAACACCGAUGUUAAUAAAGCUGUGGUGCUGGGUAAAGUCAAGUCUUCUUGUUUGUUAGCUACAGCUUUUAAGUGUCAUUUGUUAUCUCCAAAGGAGAAAAGUAGUGGUGGAUGAUUGUGGGACAAAGAAGUAAUGUACAGCUAGAACAUUGUACCAAAACAAACUCUAUUCAUUUAU
This is a messenger RNA of Rubroshorea leprosula, 2975 nucleotides long. The record is from the annotation of a GenBank genome assembly. Lineage: Eukaryota; Viridiplantae; Streptophyta; Magnoliopsida; Malvales; Dipterocarpaceae.